Molecule: messenger RNA, 3514 nt
Organism: Megalops cyprinoides (Indo-Pacific tarpon)
Lineage: Eukaryota; Metazoa; Chordata; Actinopteri; Elopiformes; Megalopidae
Product: ral guanine nucleotide dissociation stimulator-like 1
Exons: 18
Coding region: 65-2347 (760 amino acids)
Biological process (GO): Ras protein signal transduction; positive regulation of GTPase activity
Cellular component (GO): plasma membrane
Molecular function (GO): guanyl-nucleotide exchange factor activity
Source: RefSeq, a predicted model, not a curated record
GCACUUCUCGCUGAGACGGACUAGCUCCAAAUGCGGCUCCUGGACCACGAGAGACAAGCUGACCAUGAAAUUCGCCUGGACAGCUAAAAUGAGCUCAGUGCAGGACUGGGGGGAGGAAGUGGAAGAGGGGGCCAUUUACAAUGUGACACUGAAGAGGGUCCAAAUCCAGCAAGCGGCCAAUAAGGGGGCGAGAUGGCUGGGGGUGGAGGGGGACCGCUUGCCCCCCGGCCACACGGUCAGCCGGCUGGACACCUGUAAGAUCCGCAGCAUCCGCGCCGGCACGCUGGAGCGGCUGGUGGAGACGCUGCUCACCGCGUUUGAGGAUAACGACCUCACCUACACCAGCGUCUUCCUGUACACCUACCGCACCUUCGCCAGCACGCAGACCGUGCUGGAGCUGCUGCUCGCCAGGUAUGGGCGUGUAGAGGAGAAUAAAGGGGAGGAGCCUAGCCCCUCAGACUCCAGGAGAGGAGUUCGAAAUGCUCUGGCCUCUAUCCUGAGAGCCUGGCUGGAUCACUGUCCAGAUGACUUCCAGGAGCCUCCCUCAUACCCAAGCUUGCACAGGGUGCUGAACUUCCUGCAGAGGGCGCUGCCGGGCUCAGAGCCCCUACGAAAGGCACAGAACCUGCUGGAACACCUGCAGGAUCAGGCCCGUGUGCACUCUGAGCCUGAGGGUAGUAUCCAUGGUAACAGUCCCUUCUGCCUCGGGGAGGAAGAGGAGGUGGAGAUCGAGCAGGAGGACUUCCUGUCGUUUGACACAGAUCUGGUGGCUGAGCAGCUGACCUACAUGGAUGCAGAGCUGUUCAGGAAGGUAAUCCCGCACCAGUGCCUGGGCUCCAUCUGGUCGCAGCGCGACAGGAAGCCGACCGCACCCACCAUCCGCGCCACCAUCACGCAGUUCAACGCUGUCGCCGCCUGUGUGGUCAGCACUGUGCUGCACAGACGCCAGCUCCGCCCACACCUGCGUGCACGCAUCAUCCAGCGCUGGAUUGACAUCGCCCAGGAGUGUCGGAUCCGUAAGAACUUCUCGUCCCUCAGAGCCAUCAUCUCAGCCCUGCAGUCAAACCCCCUGUACCGCCUGAAGAAGACCUGGGCUUGUGUGCACAAGGACGGCAUGCAGACAUUUGAGGAGCUGUCAGAGAUCUUCUCCGACCAGAAUAACUACCUUACCAGCCGAGAGCUGCUGAUGAAGGAAGGCACCUCUAAAUUCGCCAGUCUGGAGAGCUGCGCCAAGGAGCACCAGAAACGCACCCACAAGAGACUGCAGCUACAGAAGGACACGGGCGCAAUGCAGGGAACCAUCCCCUACCUGGGAACCUUCCUCACAGACCUGACCAUGCUGGACACAGCACUGCCUGACCUGGUGGAGGGCGGUCUAAUAAACUUUGAGAAGAGAAGGAGGGAGUUUGAGGUGAUUGCACAGAUCAAGCUGCUCCAGUCUGCAUGUAACAGUUACUGCCUGACCCCUGACCCUGUCUUCCUGCGCUGGUUCAACAGCCAACCACAGCUCAGCGAGGAAGAGAGCUACACCCUUUCAUGUGAAAUCGAGGGUGUGGGAGACAGCAGUCCGACCUCUCCCAAAGCCUGCCAGAGCGUGGUUAAGAGGCUGAGUCUACUGUUCCUGGGUGCGGAUCCUGUGACAGUGAAUUCUCCAGUGAAGGACAGCCCACGGUCGCCCCCUGCUGGUAGCUCGGGGGAGAGCGUGGACUCGGUCAGCAUGUCGUCGAGCGAGUCUCUCCUGUCGGACGGCGAGGGCCUGACCCCGACACAGGCCCCUGAUGGCACGCAGAAGAAGCCGUCAGAUUCACCCUCGUGCUGCUCCCUGCCCUUGACGGACACGUCUUCAUCCGCCAGCACACCGCUGACUCCCUCCUCUCCCUCCCCGCCCGGCCCUCCCUCUGGCCACCACCCCACCCCCUGCUCGUCCCCUGCCCCGCCCAUGUCGCCCCGCCUCCUGCCUGCCUACAACACACAGGCCCGGGAUGCCUGCAUCAUCCGGGUCAGUCUGGAGCACAGCAACGGCAACCUCUACAAGAGCAUCAUGGUGACCAACCAGGACAAAACCCCUGCUGUCAUCUCACGAGCCAUGGCCAAACACCACCUGAAGGGGGAGCCAGUGGACAAAUAUGAGCUUGUGCAGGUCAUCUCUGAGGAGAAGGAGCUGGUUGUCCCGGACAACGCCAACGUGUUCUACGCCAUGAACACCUCGGCCAACUUCGACUUCCUGCUCCGUCUGCGCGGCUCCCCUGACCGGCCUGUCCAACUGCGCAAUCGCUGCAGCUGCACCCUCUCCUGCACGUCUCAGCACAGCGGUUCAGCGGAGAGACUCAGCAAGGUCACUCUGUGACCCCAGAGAUGUGUGUAUGUAUGUAUGUAUGUGUGUGUGUGUGUGGGCUCUGGCUAUGGAACUGACAAACUCGCUGUCAUCAAUCUAUGAUAAUGACAUGAAUAUAUUGAUGUUAGUGUAAAGACCAGUGGAUCUGAGCAGUGGCUGCUCUAAACCGAUGCCCAUGAACAAGCAGUCAUCUCUCUCCACAUUCUGACAGUACCCCCUCCAUGCUCCUCUGCACAGACAGGCUUCCCUUUCAGUAAAGCCACUCAAACAGGCUGCCCUACCAGCAAAGCUGAGGGACAGGCUGCCCUUUCAGCAUAGCUGUACAGACAGGUUGCCCUAUUAGCAAAGCCACUCAAAAAGGCUGCCCUAUCAAAACAAAGCUGAGGGACGGGCUGCCCUAUCAAAACAAAGCUGAGGGACGGGCUGCCCUAUCAGCAGAUGUAAGGCACAGGAUGCCCUACCAGCAAAGCUGUGCGGACAGGCUGCCCUAUCAGCAGAGCUGAUGGGCAGGUCACUGUCUACAUCCCAACCCUCACUGUGAGGAGGUGAUUUGCACACACAGGAAAAGAGCUGCUUCUCUCCUCCAUUUGUACUUUUAUUCAACCUCUUCCAUCCUCUCCUUUCCUCUGUUUUUUUUUUCCCAGCGAAGGAGAAUGGGUGCAGGAGAUGAGGAUGUGGCUGCUUUCAGCAUUGUUGCGUUUAUUAAUGGUGACUGGACUCUUGUGUCAGCAUAAUAUCGCAGCCUCUCUCCCAGCAUCCUUUGUGCACUACUGCGUACCAAGUGCGCUGUAAAUGUAUUCUCACUGGCUCCAAAGGGCCCAUGACGCUUCCUCCCAUAUCCCAUUGGUUCAUUAUCCUUUCUCACAUCUUGGGAGUUUCUGACUGGACAUGAUACCAGCCUGCCCCUGUUAUCCAAUAGAGUUGCUCUUGAUAGCAGGUGGGCAGAGACAGAGACAGAGGAUAUGAAUCACAAGGUUUGAGGAUCUUUGUGCCCACCAUUCCAUCACCAGAUAAAAUAUUAUUUUUGUUUGUUGGACAUGUUAAUUUUGUAACACCUUGCAGAAAAAAAAACAAAUAAAAAAUGAAUAUAGAGAAGGGAACCUCAGAAACAGAGGAUGGUGUUUUCGUUAUUAGCGCUGAACUGUGUUCAAGGCAAUCACUAAUACCAUUCAAGGUUCU